Messenger RNA from Lolium rigidum, 2527 nucleotides. Its product is annotated as subtilisin-like protease SBT1.4. Gene Ontology annotation, biological process: proteolysis. Bases 56 to 2392 code for a protein of 778 amino acids. The transcript has a single exon. Lineage: Eukaryota; Viridiplantae; Streptophyta; Magnoliopsida; Poales; Poaceae. The record is from RefSeq and is a predicted model, not a curated record. Gene Ontology annotation, molecular function: serine-type endopeptidase activity.
UGUACAAGAAGAUCACACAAUCCCUCUCGUACUAGAGCUCAAAGGAACCACAGUAAUGGGCAACCGCAAACUAUUUGCAGUUGUCCUGUUGUGCUGCCUGAUCGCCGUGGUCGCGGCGAUGCCCGCAGAGCACGUCGAACUAGUACAAGACGGCGAGGCCAUCUCGACCUACCUGGUGCACGUCGCGUACUCCCACUCGCCGCGCGCGACGCGAAACACAGCCCGCCUCACCCGCGCUUACACCUCUUUCCUCCGCGACACUCUCCCCACGGGCAUGAACGCGCCAGCGCCCAGCAUCCUCUACUCUUACGCGCACGCCAUGACGGGCUUCGCGGCACGUCUCACGGCGCGCCAGGCGGCGCACCUGGAGGCCCAGCCCUCCGUCCUCGCCGUCAUCCCCGACAGGCUGUACGAGCUCCACACCACGCUGUCCUCUUCAUUCCUCGGCCUCACACCGUCCUCGCCGCUCAUGAUGGAGUCGAACAGCGCCACGGACGUUGUGAUCGGCGUCAUAGACACCGGCAUCUACCCUAAGGACCGCGCGUCCUUCGCCGCCGACCCGUCGAUGACUCCUCCUCCACGAACCUUCCGAGGGGGCUGUGUAUCCACCCCCGAUUUCAAUGCGACUGAAUACUGCAACAACAAGCUCGUAGGGGCCAAGUUCUUCCAGAAAGGACAGGUGGCUAUGGCAUCCAGAUCGCCACUCGAUGUGGAAGGACAUGGCACGCACUGUGCCUCCAUCGCCGCCGGUGCCCCUGUCCCGAAUGCUAACCUCUUCGGCUUUGGGCAGGGCACCGCCAAGGGUACAGCCUCGGGUGCGCGCAUUGCAUCGUACAAUGUAUGCGGCGGCGGGUGCACGUCUAGCGACAUCGUGGCGGGCAUCAAUGAAGCGAUCGCCGACAGGGUGGACGUCAUGUCCAUCUCUAUUGGUCUAAACGCUACACAUCUGCUCAGUGAUCCCAUGAUGACCGCUUCGUUCAGGGCCGUUCGUGAAGGCAUAUUUGUGUCCACCUCCGCCGGGAACUAUGGCCCUGGCAAGGCCACCGUCAAAAACCUUGCCCCCUGGGUGUGUACAGUGGGCGCCUCGACCAUGAACCGUGAGUUCAGGGCACCCGUCGUUCUCGGCAACGGGAAGACCUACACUGGCUACUCGCUUUACUCCGGCCCAGAUCCAUAUGGUACAAUGAAACCGCUAGUCUACAGCGGUGAUGCUGGCUCAGAUGGGUGCGAAGUUGGGAAACUUGACCCCAGCAAGGUCAAGGGCAAGAUUGUCUUGUGCGCCGCUGGAGGCGCAGCGCAAGGAUUGGCUGUCAAGCAAGCUGGUGGGGUUGGUGCCAUAAUCGCAAGCAGUGCAGCUGAGGGUGAGUAUACCAGAGCCGAUGCCCACCUGCUCCCGGCCGUUUCGGUCACGAACGCGGAUGCCGUGGAGAUCGCAAAGUACUCCCAGACUCCAAACCCAAUGGCGAGCAUCUCCUACUUCAGCACCGUCACGGGAGUGGUAAAUCCACCUUCCCCGAGGCUCGCAUCCAUGUCCGGCCGAGGGCCGAACCGAGUGGCGCCGGAGAUCCUCAAGCCCGACAUCAUCGCGCCGGGCAUCCAAAUCCUUGCCGCGUGGACGGGCGUAGUCUCACCCUCGCAGCUCGCCAUGGACGCGAGGCGUGUCAAGUUCAACAUCAUCUCCGGUACAUCCAUGGCCACCCCACAGGUGAGCGGCAUCGCAGCUCUACUCAAGGUGGCCAGGCCCGGAUGGAGCCCAGCGGCGAUCAAGUCAGCGAUGAUGACCACGGCCUACACUGUGGACAACACCGGCGGCGUCAUCAUCGACAUGUCCACCGGCAAGGCGGCAGGGCCGUUCCAGAUAGGGGCCGGCCAUGUCGACCCCAACCGCGCCCUCGACCCAGGGAUGGUGUACGACGCCGACGAAGACCACUACAUCUCCUUCCUUUGUUCUCUAGGGUACACGCCCCCGAUAAUCGCCAUCUUUACUGGAGGCCCUCCGGUGAUGGACAUCUGCUCGAAGCGCCAGGCCAUCGCCGUGGGUGACCACAACUACCCGGCCUUCUCGGUGGCGUUCAAGUCGUACGAAGAGAAGGUCACGCAGCGCCGCGUCGUGCGCAACGUCGGGAGCAACGUCAAUGCCGUGUACACCUUCAGCUAUCUCGCUUCACCUACUGGUUGGAGUGCCAUCGUGAAUCCCUCCAAACUGGUGUUCGACGCGGAGCACCAAAAUCUGGAGUACACGGUCACAUUCUCGCUGAUAAAGUCAGCAGCCAGCAAAAGUUCCCAGACGGAGGCGCACUCCGCACUCGUGUGGACCGACGGCAAGCACAAGGUGGUAAGCCCCAUAGUCUUGACCUGGCCGGCUUCGACGGCUGCCGUGGCUGCCAUGUGAUGGGGAUCUUCAUGCGUGUCUACUCAUUAUUCCUCUUGUUGUGUGUAAUAUCCAAAUAAGGUUUGUCAGCCUAGUGUCCGUUGAAAACUGUACCAGUAUGUGAUUAAGAAGGGACAAUGUGUAUGUACGUGUAUA